AAUCGAUGUGGAAGAGGAUCUUGGCACGCACGAUGUUUUGGUGGUGCUUUGCGAAAAAACCUGGGUGAGGAAUGGUCUGUAAGAACAUUUAAACAUGUAACCAAAGAACAAGGUGGACAGUAUUUUUUUGAAGCUGUGCACAGACAAACAAAGAAAAAUUAUGCAAGUGCCAAAUAUCAGGCUAAACCAGAAAGUAAAUCAUUAAGACGUAAACGUAAAUUUCAAAAUUUGAAGGAAAACACUUGUAAAAAAGCUAAAAUUAACUAUGGCAGCAAUUUAGAUGAUUCACCUGAUGUACCAGCAGACCAACUCAAAAUUGUGUGUGACCAAUUUUAUGAAUGUCAAAUAUUAAAAACAGAUACUGAAUUAAUCAAUAUUGAAAAAAAAACCAUUAAUCAAUCCCAAUCAGAAUUGUGGAAAAAAGAAAGAAGUAUUAGGCUAACUAGCUCCAACUUUGGAAAGGUUAUUUCUCGCCGCAACACAAAUGUAUCUACAGCUUUAGUAAAUAAUAUGCUGUAUUCCAAAUUCUCUGGUAACAUCCAUACAAUAAGAGGACUGGCACAAGAGGACAAUACUAUAAUAGAAUAUAAAAAUGUUAAAGGAAAUGUUGAAGUGCAGAGAACUGGAUUGAGAAUUUGUAAAGAACACCCCUUUCUAGCAGCUUCAACUGAUGGAAUUGUCUUAUCAAAAGAAUCUAAAGGACUUUUGGAAAUAAAGAAUCUGCUGCAAACAAAUUCAUAUUUAAUAAAAGAAGCUGUGGAAAAAGUGCCAAAUUUUUGUUUGGAAUGUGUAAAAGGGAAAAUUCAGCUUAAAAAAACCCAUAGCUUUUAUUACCAAAUUCAAGGACAAUUAAAUAUCUUUGAAAAACCAUGGUGUGAUUUUGUGGUAAGACGAUCAAAACCAUAUGACAUGUUCAUUGAACGAAUACAAAGGAACUGUAAAUUAUGGGAGACGCAAAUGUUACCCAAAUUGCUAGCCUUCUAUAUGAAGUUCAUGCUUCCUGAAAUAGCCCUCCCAAGAAUGGGAACAUAUACUGGAAUUAGACAACCAAACAAACCAUGGUUCAUUCCUAGUCAACGAGUUGAAUUGACGAAGACAAAAUGUACAAGUGUUUCCAAGCCAUUAGUAAAAACGUCAAAAUUGGUAGUACAUGUAGAUGAUCAAAUAGCGGGUCCAUCCCAUCUAUGCGAUGAUACAUUGACUGAUGUAAAUAACAAUUCAACACCAAAGGAAGUUUGCACCAAUAAAAGGACUGGUCGAUGCAGAACAGCAAAGUUUGUUGGUCGACAGAUUCGACACAAAUGGAUUGUUGAUAAGGAAACCAAAAAGAGCAAAUGGUAUAUUGGAACAGUGAUAGAUGUAGUAUCAGGAAAAGACGGUGAUCCACAAGCGGUACAUGAAGUCCUGUAUAAAGGAGAAGACAGCCCAUAUGAGGUGGACGGUCUUCAACGGGAUUUAGAUGAAGGCUCGUUGAAGUUCGUUGAUAUAUAGACAAGAAAACAUUGCGAAAAAGGUUCCAGCUGCUGUCAGUGGAUAUAUGAAUACACAA
Molecule: messenger RNA, 1549 nt
Organism: Dreissena polymorpha
Lineage: Eukaryota; Metazoa; Mollusca; Bivalvia; Myida; Dreissenidae
Exons: 5
Coding region: 511-1491 (326 amino acids)
Source: RefSeq, a predicted model, not a curated record